Messenger RNA from Cyphellophora attinorum, 1065 nucleotides. RefSeq names its product Glutathione-independent formaldehyde dehydrogenase. The transcript is spliced from 5 exons. Bases 1 to 1065 code for a protein of 354 amino acids. Gene Ontology annotation, molecular function: oxidoreductase activity; zinc ion binding. Lineage: Eukaryota; Fungi; Ascomycota; Eurotiomycetes; Chaetothyriales; Cyphellophoraceae. The record is from RefSeq and is a predicted model, not a curated record.
AUGGCUACAAUGAAGGCAGUCAACUAUCAGGGCCCGUUCAAGGUCACGGUGGAAGAGGUGCCAAAGCCCAAGAUUGAGCACCCGGACGAUGUUAUCGUCAAGGUUACUACUGCUGCAAUCUGUGGUAGUGACCUACACAUGUAUGAGGGCCGCACAGGCGCAGAGGCAGGCAUAACCUUCGGUCAUGAGAACAUGGGAAUAGUCGAGGAGCUCGGCGAGGGUGUGACUUUGCUGAAGAAGGGUGAUCGCGUUGUCAUGCCAUUCAACGUCGCCGACGGUCGCUGCCGCAACUGCGAGGAAGGCAAGACCGCAUUCUGCACCGGUGUGAACCCUGGCUUUGCGGGCGGCGCAUAUGGCUACGUCGCCAUGGGACCGUACCGCGGUGGCCAGGCGCAGUAUAUCCGCAUUCCGUACGCAGACUUCAAUGCUCUGAAGCUCCCACCUGGAACAGAAAACGAGAAGGACUUCAUCUUACUCGCCGAUAUCUUUCCCACAGGAUGGCACGGCCUGCGGGGCGCAAGCAAGUGCUUCGUCGUGGAUCGUGUGCCAGAGCGCCUGCAAGCGGCAGAGAAGAUCGGAUGCAUUGCAGUCAAUUUCGCGGAGGUUGACGUCGUCAAGACGAUCAUUGAGAAGAACGGCGGGAUGGUCGACCGCAGUGUCGAUGCUGUUGGCUAUCAAGCAACAGCUGGAAAUGACACCAAGGAGGUCCCGAACAUCGUGCUCGAGAACAUGAUCCAAAUUACGCGGCCUUGCGGAGGACUAGGUAUUCCAGGUCUGUACGUACCUACCGAUCCGGGCGCGCCGGACGCUGCCAGUGGAAAGGGCAUGUUGAGUUUGAGUUUUGGCAAGCUCUUUGAGAAGGGUCUAUCACUGGCGACGGGCCAGUGCAACGUCAAGCAAUACAACCGAUACCUCAGAGACUUGAUCAUCUCUGGUAAAGCGAAGCCGAGCUUUGUGGUCAGUCACGAAAUUGGUAUUGAGGACGCCGAAGUGGCAUAUGACAAGUUCGACAAGAGGAUUGACGGGUACACGAAGGUGCUGAUUCAUCCCAACGGGGGCUUCUGA